AUGGAUGGGCUAAAGGGCUGUAAGAGAACUCAAAGAGAGUACAUCUUGAAGAAUGAGAAAAUAGAGAUGCAAGUUUUUCCGGGGCCAGAGGGAGUAAAUCAGAUGACAUUGCUUUUGAAUGUACUCAUUCUACUUCCAUUUGAUUCGCUCUGCAGACUAUUUCUUGUAUGCAAGGCAUGGUUCAACUUGAUCAACAGUUCUAUCUUUAGGGAAGCUCGAUAUCAGAAAUCCACAGCUGCAACAUUCUCUUUAAAGCAACUUGAUCAGGGAAAAGUUGAUAGAUUGUCCCUGCAAUCAGUCCUCGGAUUGCCUCAGAAUUUGUUCAGAUAUCUACCAUCAUUAGGUCAUACAGAUGUUGCUUCUAUUUCUUGCAAUUGCCUGAUGGGAAGAGCAAAACCUUUACAACAGAAAAUCAGAGAAGUGUCAUGCUCAUGGAUCACGGGGAAGCAAGUAAGACUCCCCGGAGGAACCAUUGGAUUUGAUGAUCAAUCAUAUGGAAUCAUGAGCAAGCACUACACCAGUGCAUAUAAAAUCGUGCACUUGUUUCGUGAUAGGGAAAGAUAUGUCAGCUGUGAGAUACUAAGCUUUAAAACAAGAUAUUGGCGUGCAGUUGAAGGGCCAUCUCAAUUCCUAUUUCAUUCACUCUCCCUUCCAAUUUCAAAAUCUGGAGUGUUGUAUUGGCUACCUGGUGAGUCUGAGUGCACUUAUCUCGUGUAUAUGAGCUUUGAUGAGGAAGGUUUUCUUACGAAAAAUUUGCCAACUAGAAGUGCCUUGCAUGAUAGACUGAUUGAGAUGGAUGGUUUCUAA
Coffea arabica (coffee) is the source of this 807-nucleotide messenger RNA. Lineage: Eukaryota; Viridiplantae; Streptophyta; Magnoliopsida; Gentianales; Rubiaceae. The record is from RefSeq and is a predicted model, not a curated record.